AUGUUAAACAUUGACGAUACUUCAUCAUCUGCUUCUUCCUGUGCAACACCAACUCGUACAUCAUCUUCGACGACAUCAACUUAUUCAACAUCUUCUAUUCGACAAGCAUUAAUUGAAGAUAAUGCUAAUUUUAAAGAGGAUAUUAAAAAAUUAUGCACAAGAUGGAUUGCUGGUUCGAUGCGUUCAUUUCGCAUCGUUGAUGAUCCCGGCUUUAAACGUAUUAUACAAGCAUGUUUGGACAUAGGAAGAGAAUGUCGUGAUGAAUUAAAUCUGGCGGCGGAAGGUCUUCUUCCAAGUGAUCGCACCGUUAAAAAUGAGCUUCGAAAAUUAGCUUAUGAUAUGAAAAACAAACACAAAUGUGUAUUAUUAGAAGCUGUAGCAAAUAAAGCUUUAACAAUUAGUCCAGAAUACUGGACCGACAAAUAUGGUGGCAUUAAUUACAUCGGAGCAACUGUACAUUUUGCUGAUGAAAAUUUAAAUUAUUUUUCAAUUGAUCUUUUUUGUGUUGAGAUUAUGAAUGUUAAGAUAACGGGUGAAAAUAUAUAUCGAUUAAUGGAGAGUCAAUUUGCUCAAUUUGGACUUGAUCAACACAUGGACAGCAUUACUUUUGUUACUGAUCGUGGAAGCAAUUCCAUAAAGGCUUUUCGAUUAAAUAAAGUUUUAUUUUGUGUGACACAUAGAUUAAAUAAUAUUUUAAAACGAUGUUUUUAUCAAUAUCCAACAAAAACCAACACAAUUAAUCUUGAACCAUCAUCAGAAAUCGAAGAUUUUACGGAAGUUAUUCGUGAAGAUGAAUCAGAUGAUCAAGAACAUGAAGAUGAUGAUGGUGAUUUUGAUGAUAACCAUGAUUACAAAGAUUUAGCUAUUAAUCAAUUACCAAAUAACGUUCGUGAAAUAUUAACUACAAUUAAGGACUGUAAAUCAUUGGUUAAAUAUAGUUAA
Messenger RNA from Rotaria sordida, 942 nucleotides. The record is from the annotation of a GenBank genome assembly. NCBI's taxonomy places the organism in Eukaryota, Metazoa, Rotifera, Eurotatoria, Philodinida, Philodinidae.